Adineta ricciae is the source of this 861-nucleotide messenger RNA. The record is from the annotation of a GenBank genome assembly. NCBI's taxonomy places the organism in Eukaryota, Metazoa, Rotifera, Eurotatoria, Adinetida, Adinetidae.
AUGACGAAUUUUCAAAGUCUGAACUAUGAAUAUCUGAAUGAGAAUCAGAUUGAUGAAGAACUCAAAUGUAUUAUUUGUAAACAGCCGCUCCAAUCACCAGUGAGCCUGCUAGUAUGUAACCACACUUUCUGCAAAGGUUGUAUCGAAGUUUGGCUUCGUCAGCAACAAACAUGUCCAACAUGUCGACAGCCAACAGUUAAUAGCUGUCCUCGCAUGGGUAUUGGUCGUUGGCAAUCACCGCUUCAAUGUUCAUUUGUUCCGAUCAACACUCGUAUAGUUCUCAAUCAACUCGAUCGUCUACUUGUUCGAUGUCUAAUCUGUCAAGAGAGUAAUAUUCAACGAUGUCAUUUCGAAAAUCACGAAGAAGUUUGUAUUAAACGAACUGUUCCAUGUCCAUCAGCUGAUAUCAAAUGUACUUGGUCAGGACCGAGAGAUCGAUUAUCUUCACAUAUGAAGGAAUGUCCAUUUCAACAAGUUCGACCAAUUAUCGAAGAACUUCAAGGAAAUUUGAAUUCAGCACAAACAACACAGGCAGAAUUAAAAAAGUCUGUUGAGAGACUCGAAGGACAAGUGGCUUUUCUUCUUGCAUUCGUCAAUCAAGGUAAUCCGAUGGGUACCAAAUGCGACAAAUCAGUAAACAAUUGCCAAUUGGCCAAUGAAAAUGGAUUUCGCUCGAAUAAAUAUUAUCAAUGUAAAAUAUGUGAUCAACAAAUUCACCCAUGUCGAAUUGCACUUCAUACAUGCUCAUCAAAUGAGUGUAUCUGUCAACAGUGUGUUCAAAAUCAAUACUCGUACCACGAAGAAGAGAAUGACGACGAACAUUUUUUCUACAACGACGAUACGGAAGAACAAUGGAAUUAA